This is a messenger RNA of Lecanosticta acicola, 213 nucleotides long. NCBI's taxonomy places the organism in Eukaryota, Fungi, Ascomycota, Dothideomycetes, Mycosphaerellales, Mycosphaerellaceae. The record is from the annotation of a GenBank genome assembly.
AUGCCUUUCAUGCUUGAUAUCAACCCCGAACAGCAGCCUCAACCGGCCCGGAGCACCUACAGCCUCGAACGCUGGGGAAAUGCACCUCCAGGUUCGGGUCCGUACAACAAUCUCGACGUUCCGCGUGAGCUGGUCCUCGAGAAGAAGCAUCAGAAGAUGGCCAAUGUCCAGACAUGGUAUAACACUGCAGUGAGUGCUGCAUUCCGAUUCUAG